AACAUCCGUCUGCUCAUCACAUGACUCUAAGUCUGUCAGUUCACACCUGGUGACAGACGUCAUGUGAUCGGAUCCCAGAGACAGAUGUGAACAGCAGGUCUGGAUCAAAGAGCCUUCAAAGGACUAAUUAACAGAGUUAACUCACAGUUUCACUUUUAUCUUCAUCUGUUCAUCAAGUGUUUAAUGACACAACGUGUUUUCACAAUCACACGUUACAGCAGUGGUCACCAACCAGUCCAGAGUUUUCACUGUGGAUCCCAGUAAAGAUCUGGACUCACUGGCUGAGGAGUGAGGAACAUCGACCUGCAGAACCAGAUAAACAUUGAAACUGGUGAAAGAUCAUUUCACUGUGUUCUGCUGUAAACUGAGCGCAGAACCAGAGGAAAUAGACCAGACCUUGAAUAUCUAGAAGAGCAGCGUGGCCUGAACCACAACUGAGCCGCAGCCGGUGCAACAUGGACGAGGACACUUCAGAGCAAGUUGGACCCUCACCCACAAAAGGUCAGGACCACAGACUGAGAGCAGAGUCUCCAGGGUCCACCUGUCUGUCUCUGAAGAGUGACUGGUCCAUGAGACCUCCUCCUCUAUUCUUCAGUAAAGAACCUGGACCCUCACACACAGAAGGUCAGGACCACAGACUGAGAGCAGAGUCUCCAGGGUCCAGCUGUCUCUCUCUGAAGAGUGACCGGUCCAUGAAUCAUCCUCUAGUCUUCAGUAAUGAACCUGGACCCUCACACACAGAGGAGAGGAAGAGGAGUCAUGUUUCUGAGGAGGAGCAGUCGUCCUGCUGUGCUUCGUGUCAGGAGGUCCUGAAGGAUCCAGUCUCCACCAGCUGUGGACACUGGUUCUGCAGACAGUGCAUCACCUCAUACUGGGACCAGUCUGGCUCUUCAGGAGACUCCUCCUGUCCCCAGUGUGGACAAAGAUCCAGACCAGGAGCUGGAGCAGAUCGUGGUCUGCAGGAGGUUUCAGAUGAACAUAAGCUCAGUGUGAGGAGGAGAUGUGAACAUGUGACUGAAGGAACUGAUGAAACAGGAAGUAGAACCCUCCUCAACAGGAUCUACACUGAGCUCUACAUCACAGAGGGACAGAGUGAAGAGGUUAAUACUCAACAUGAGGUGAGGCAGCUUGAGACGGCUUCCAAGCUGAAGAUCCUCCAGGACACUCCCAUCAAGGUCCAGGACAUCUUUAAAGCCUCCACUGACCAGCAGAGCAGCAUCAGAGUCGUCCUGACCAACGGCGUCGCUGGCGUUGGAAAAACCUUCUCGGUGCUGAAGUUCACUCUGGACUGGGCAGAGGGUUUAGAGAACCAGGAUGUGGGUCUGCUGGCUGUGCUUUCGUUCAGGGAGCUGAACCUGGUGAAGGACCAGCAGCACAGUCUUCUCACGCUGCUCCAUGUUUUCCAUCCAGCGUUACAGAAGCUCACUGCAGAGACGCUCGCUGUCUGUAAACCUUUGUUCAUCUUUGACGGCCUGGAUGAAAGCAGACCUUCUCUGGACUUCAACCACAGGGAGCUUGUGUCUGAGGUCACACAGAGGUCAUCAGUCAACGUGCUGCUGACAAACCUCAUCCGGGGGAACCUGCUUCCCUCGGCUCUCGUCUGGAUAACCUCCAGACCUGCGGCGGCCAAUCAGAUCCCUCCUGCAUGUGUUGACAGGGUCACAGAAGUACGAGGCUUCACUGAGGCCCAGAAGGAGGAGUACUUCAGGAGGAGAUUCAGUGAUGAAGAGCUGUGCAGCAGAAUCAUCUCACACAUCAAGACGUCCAGGAGCCUCCACAUCAUGUGUCAAAUCCCAGUCUUCUGCUGGAUCAGUGCUACAGUUCUGGAGCACAUGUUGACCACAGACCAGAGAGGAGAGCUGCCCAAGACCCUGACUGACCUGUACUCACACUUCCUGCUGGUUCAGACAAAGAUGAAGAACAACAAGUACGGUGAGGGACAUGAGACGACUCCACAGCAGCUGACGGAGGCUGACAGGGACGUUCUCCUGAAGCUGGGGAGGCUGGCACUUAAACAUCUGGAGGAAGGAAACAUCAUGUUCUACCAAGAAGACCUGGAGCAGUGUGAUCUUAAUGUCACAGAGGCCUCGGUGUACUCAGGAGUUUGUACUGAGAUCUUCAGAAGAGAGUGUGAGAUCUUCCAGAAAUCAGUCUACUGCUUUGUUCAUCUGAGCGUUCAGGAGUUUCUGGCUGCAGUCUACAUGUUCCACUGUUACACCAAGAGGAACACAGAAGAACUCAACAACUUCUUGGGAACAAUUGGGAACACAGACACCUUCUCCCUGGAUGACCUCCUGAAGAGAACCAUGGAGAAAUCCCUCACCAGUACAAAUGGUCAUCUGGACCUGUUUGUUCGCUUCCUUCACGGCCUCAGUCUGAAGUCCAACCAGAGAGUCUUAGGAGGCCUGCUGGGUCGGACAGGGAACAAUCCAAAGAUCAUCCAGAGAGUCUCAGGAUGGCUGCUGGGUCAGAGAGAGAACAAUCCAGAGAUCAUCCAGAGAGUCAUCAACAACCUGAAGGAGAUGAAGAGUGAUGACAUUUCUCCUGACAGAAGCAUCAACAUCUUCCACUGUCUGACUGAGAUGAACUAUCACUCAGUUCAUCAGCAGAUGAAACAGUUCCGGACGUCAGAGAACAGAUCAAAGGAGAAACUCUCUGAGAUCCACUGCUCAGCUCUGGCCUACAUGCUGCAGAUGUCAGAGGAGGUUCUGGAUGAGUUGGACCUGAAGAAGUUCAACACAUCAGACCAGGGUCGAUGGAGACUGAUCCCAGCUGUGAGGAACUGCAGGAAGGCUCGAGUCCGUCGUUGUGGACUCUCAGAGACUCACUGUGAAGUCGUGGCCUCAGCUCUGAAGUCAGACCCCUCACAUCUGAGAGAACUGGAGCUGAGUCUUAACGAGCUGCAGGAUUCAGGAGUGAAGCUGCUGUGUUCUGGACUGGAGAGUCCAAACUGUCGACUGGAGACUCUGAGGUUGGAGGGCUGCAGUCUGUCAGAGAUCAGCUGUUCUUCUCUGGCUUCAGCUCUGAGGUCAAACCCCUCUCAUCUGAGAGAACUGGAUCUGAGUGACAACAACAGCCUGCAGGACUCAGGAGUGAAGGAGCUGUGUGGUUUUCUACAGAGUCCAACCUGUCGACUGGAGACUCUCUGGUUGGAUCACUGCAGUCUGUCAGAGAUCAGCUGUUCUUCUCUGGCUUCAGCUCUGAGGUCAAACCCCUCUCAUCUGAGAGAACUGGAUCUGAGAGACAACGACCUGAAGGACUCAGAAGUGAAGGAGCUGCUUGAUCUACAGCAGAGUCCAACCUGUCGACUGGAGACUCUGAGGUGGGAUGGAUCUGAGUUGGACUGGUUGUGAAGAGGACAGUGUGAAGAGGACAGUGUGUGUGGACGGAGGCUGAGCGGUGUCCUGAGGAUCCAGAGGCUGAAGCAGCUGCAGCUUGUGUGUAGUCUCCAAUCUACACAACCCCUAAUCUGCAUGUGUUUGUGAGAUGAAGCCGGAGCACCUGGAGAAAACACGGGGAGAACAUGCAGACUCCACACAGGAAGACCCCAUCUGAACCGGAUUCAAACCAGCAACCUUCCUGCCCCGAUUGUGUUUAUUCACAUGAAGAAUGUGUUUAUUGAAAUGACAACAGAAGCAGAAUAUAUAAACCCUCUAUAAAGAGUCGCAUACAGUGUGUUUAAGUUUGUCUUUAUUAUUGUCCACCUUUGUCCCUCAGUGUGUCUCCAUGUGUGUAGGACCCCAUUCUGUGUAUAUGUUUGUUUAUGAUUGUGAUGGCCGCACCAGCAACCACACACUGACAUUCCAAAACAUGAUGCUAACUUCUUGAUUUCUAAUUUGCUUAGUUGUUUGUUUUUGCACACGCACCCACAAAUAACUUGACACAUUUUGAUUUCAUACAACAUACUUUUAUUUGUUAAAUAUUUUAUUUCUGUGAUAAUUAAUUAAGUUUUCUUUGAGUUACCAGUUCCUGGGGCUUGUUUCUGGAGUCAUCUGGCCGUUCAGCAAACCACCUUAAAUGGCUGUGAGUCCUAAUUGGACUGCACCAUGUCUAUUGCCAUCAUGGGGAGGGACAUGGUUGCCUUAUCUCUAUUUGUAAUUGUUAAAUCUUUAAUUAUUGCUUUCUAUUUCUAUUUGAUUCAUUUUCCUUAGUUAAUAUGAUGUGGUCUAAUACAGGGAUGUUAUGUUGUGGCGUUAGCAUGUCUAUGUGUAUCCCCCUCUUUGUUUUGAGUGGCUUGAAAGGCCCCAUAUAUGUUCCCAUCUCUCAGUCGAGGGGGGCUGUUUUUUUUGUGCCGAUGCUGUCAAUUAUCCUCAAGCUUGAGGAUAAUUUGCCUUUUACCGGUUGUGAGAUUUUUCUUUUUACUUUUUUCUAAAGGAAACUGAAUUAAAAACACACUUUUCGUUCAAAGAAACUCUGUGGCUCUCUGGUCUUCCUGCUGGGUCCCUCACAAUGAUCUUAAAGUUCCUGGAUUCACGUCACAAAUUGAUUUAAUUCAACACAAAGUUAAAUAUAUUGAAAUAUAUAUCAGAGCUUCACACCACGACCUUUCUGUUGAGUGAUGAUCUUACAUGUCUCACUGAGGGGCUGCAGCAUCGAUUCAUCUGAU
Platichthys flesus (European flounder) is the source of this 4606-nucleotide messenger RNA. RefSeq names its product NLR family CARD domain-containing protein 3-like. Bases 456 to 3353 code for a protein of 965 amino acids. Gene Ontology annotation, molecular function: protein binding. The record is from RefSeq and is a predicted model, not a curated record. Lineage: Eukaryota; Metazoa; Chordata; Actinopteri; Pleuronectiformes; Pleuronectidae. The transcript is spliced from 10 exons.